Molecule: messenger RNA, 4870 nt
Organism: Triplophysa rosa
Lineage: Eukaryota; Metazoa; Chordata; Actinopteri; Cypriniformes; Nemacheilidae
Product: centrosomal protein of 128 kDa-like
Exons: 25
Coding region: 12-3395 (1127 amino acids)
Source: RefSeq, a predicted model, not a curated record
ACAGCGCGUGUAUGCCGCGGGUGGGAAAAACUACUUCUCCCAUGAUCCCUUGCGUUUGUUGUGUUCCUGUUAGGCGGCCAGUUCAAGUUGCCAUAGCAGAGGAUGGCGGUGCCUUACACUCAUCAUAUACGUUAACCGUCAGUUUUCUGGCCACACGGCCUCCGGCUCAUGGCAGCAUGGACUCCUCCAGUGAAUCUGACACCCAUGACAGACCCCGAGGGCAUCGAUUACGGGUCAGAGAGAGCCGAAUGAGACCUGACAGCAGGUAUCCCAGGGAUACAAAUGUUUCUGAAAUAUCAGAUAAAAUCGAAACUCUGGCAAACACUCUACAGGACACAAGUCGAAACCUAAACAAAGUAGAUCAGAUGUUGGGCCAAUACAGGGAACACACAGAUGACCAAACUGAAGCCAUGGCGACACUGAGGGAGAGCUUAGAGGAAUCCAUCCAACAGCUGCAGGGCCAGCGGCUGAGAAGGUCCAGGGGGGGCCGGAGCGCCUCCCUCUCCACGCUGCACACCAGUGAUCUGGAGGAUGGCAACUCUUCGGAAAGGAGGCGGUACUUGCCCACGUCCCCUCUGAAGGAUUAUGGGAGUGUGGACACAGGUAACAGAAGACGUUCUAGAUCUGUUGCAGUGCGUUUCCAAGACUCGGCUCGAUCUGAAGAGCAGAUUCACUCAUUGCAUCAGUCGCUCAGAGACCUGCUGAGUGAUCAACUUCGAAUGGAGGAUGACAUUGACAGGGAGAUCAGCAGAAGAAACAGGACGGACAUUGAAACCAGGAAAACAUUUGAGAGUCUUGCAGGUCAUAUCCAAGCAUCACAGAGAGAAGAACCUGUCUCGUUACGGGUGGAGAGACGUUUACAAGAGAUCGAGGAUGAGAUGCGCUCUGGGCGACAGGUGCUCUCUGAAAGACGUCACAGAGAGACAGCAAAACACAUGUCUGGAGAACUGCAGGAGGCUUUGAGAAGACAUGACGCCCAGCCCCCGGAGGCUGAUGAGACCUUCAGAAAUAGACUGCAGAGAUCAGAGACGGAGAAAAGCAAGAUGGAGCAGGAGUUGGACAGACUAAGAAGGCAGCUUGACCAGUCAGAGGGUGGACGAGACACUCUUCUCCAGCAGAUGUACGACAUGCGUUCACAGCUCCUGAGAACGGAGAGAGAGCGUGUAGACCUGCAGAGGCAGUUCUCUUUACUGCAGUCUCAGCAGCAGAAGAGCGCAGGAGGACAUCAGGAGAGAGGGGUCACCGGACACGGCCGUGAACGGACAGAGCUAGAGAGAGAGAUUGAAGACCUGAGGGUGCAGCUCGGCAGAAUCGGUGCCUCCAGUGAGGUGGAAGAACUGAGACAAACCGCAGAGCGUAAAGAGAAAGCGAAAAAUCAGCUCGCUUUCAGGGUCGAGGCUCUUUCUGCCGAUCUGGAGCGGCGUGAGCAGCAGCAGUUGAGGAUGUUGGCCCAGCUGAAGGAGAUCCAGUCUCGUUCGGAGGAAAGCGGAGCGGACCGCGCCCGCCUGGAUGCCCAACUCACUGAGAGCGAGAGGAGAAGAGAGGAGCUGCGCUCCAAAGCUCAGGAGGCUAUCCGACAGUGGAAGGCCAAGUGCAGGAGACAGGAGCGAGAGCUUCAGGAACUAAAGGAUGAAAGCAGAUGCGACUCUGAUAAAGCGAGACGGAUUAAAGAGAGAGAAAACGUUCUUAACCAGCAGACGGAAGCAGCACGGCGACAGCUUGCGGACGCUCUCGGACACCUCGCUCAGCGUGAGGAGGACGUACGACGCUGCGACGUGGAUCUCGCUGAAGCUCGUUCGCGUCUCACAGCUUUAGAACAGGAUCUGCGAGAAGCUCGGGAAACCUCCAGAGGCCUAGAAGAGGAGGUGCAGAAACAGAUCUCCCUACAGGGCCGUCUGAGAGAUGAGAACGUCAGGCUACAGGAACGUGUGGAGCUUCUGGAACAGAGGAGGGAUGAGGAGCAGAGAUCUCUGCUGGAUCUUCAGGGCUCGGUCAAGAACCUCAGUGUCGCGAGAGCCGACCUCACCGCCAAAUUGGCCGAAGCGGAGAGCUCCAGGAAGGAGCUGGAAAAACAGCUCGCGGUGGCUCGGGAUGAGAUCUCAUCUCUGGGGAGACAGUUGGAACGGGAGAAGGAGGUGCAUCAGAAGGAGCUGAUACACGUCAGAACGGCCCAUAGCGAGGACAAAGCCAAACAAGACAAGGAUGUACACGACAUGCUGAGAUUAUACCAGCGAGAGCGAGAAGAGCUGGAGGCUCUCGUCGGAGACCUUAAGUCAGAGGCCGUGACGGAUAAUGAACUGCGGAGAGCUUUACAGCUGAAGCUGGACAAGAUGAAGACAGAAUGUGACAAACUGACAGAGCAGCUGAGCACCAGCGAGGAGAGUCACGCCCAGCUCCUCCGCAAAUACCACAACUUCAGAAAAGAGCUGGACGUGAAGGUAAAGCUGGCAGAGAGGGCUGAGGAGAAAAGACAAACUGCAGAGGACUCGACGGCGGAGCUGCGUGAGAGGGUCACGGGCCUCCAGACGGAGCAGGAGUCCAUCCUUCACGCCAUAGGGGCUCAGAUUGACUCAGCCUGCCAGUUCCUGUCAAAAGACUCCGACGCCAAGCUUCAAGCUAUUACACUAACUCCAGGACUGCAGAAGGAUCCUCAUCGCUGGCUCGCUGAGGCUAAGACUGAUGGAAACAUCUUCCAGCUCUCAGGGACUUAUCUCACGUUUGAUCAGACGAAGCUCCACUGGCUUUGUGAGGAGGUGCGUGAGCGGGAGGCGAUGGACAGGAGGCUAAAGAGGACGCUACAGCAGCAGAAGGAGCAAACAAAAACUUUGAAACAAAGCAGAGACUCCGAACAGCAGAGCCUCCUGGACCGUAUUACCCAGCAGGACCGGCUCCUUCAAGACAUCCAAUCAGAGAAGAGAGAUCUUCUUGAGAAAAGCCGCAGGAGAGAAGAGGAAGUGAGACAUCUUCAGGAUCGAAUUGCUGAUCUUGAAACGAGCACCAGGCUGGCCUUGGAUCAUUUGGAGUCGGUUCCUGAGAAACUCAGUCUGCUGGAGAACUUCAAGGAUCUUGAGGAGUCACAGAGGCAGAGAGAAAUGGUGGAGCAACGUUACGCCAAAUAUAAAGAAAUAGUCGGGAACCUCCAGCAUCAGCUUGAGGAAUCUAAGAGGAGGAUUCAGGAGUACAGGGAUGACAAGUUGGAUGCUGCGUGUCGCAGUCUUAAUCUUACUGGUUUGACAUCAUCCCUGCGCAGCCAAAGUAAUUUCAUGACCAGCACCACACUGUCUAACUCUACCUCUCCGCACAAAUAUCUUGGCAGUGCAGAUUUGGACAGCAGUGUCACACAACAGCACUAUUCCCCUGUCAACGGAGCAACCUCUGAAAACACCAGCAUGUAGCAUCAUGUGCACUACACUACCUCAAAUGCACUGAUGCCCACAAAAGCCUUACACUCAGACCUGUCGCUGUCACUGAGAAGACGUGUGUAGUGCUUUGAGUUGAUCAUUAUCUACUGUGUCAUUACACAGUUCUUAUGUAGUGUCUGUAUGACACAGUCCGCUUUCGGUUCAUUGAGACAAUUUCUGCUUAACUUUAUAUGUUGUAACUGUGUAAGAUCUUAUUUUCAUCAGAUCAUUAGAAUAUGGUGCUUCUAACACUGUGGUAUUAACUUGAAAUAUUCAGAGAAAACACUAACUAUAAUACCAUAUAGUAUACGAUAUUAUAGUCAUGUUUUAUAUUUAUUUUAUGAUUUUUAUCCAGAUAUACUGUAUUGUCAUCAUUACUGUAAUGAAGCAAUAGUUUUAGACCAAUGCGGACAAACUAUUUUCAUUUGAAUAUUGAUUAUAUGAUAGUUUUUCAGUUUUUAUACAGUAAAUUUGGUAAAUCAUAAUUUGCUUAAGUACAGUGCCUUUUUGUAUGCAUUUGUAUUUUAUACAUUUUAUUUAUGCUAUAUACCAUUUUUACAAUAAUAAUGAACAAAUGAAUGUUUUUUAAUUGUUGCAGAAAAUCACUAAAGCACACUAUUCUAGUUUGUUUCAUUAAGGGAUAAAAAAUGCAGACAAGCCCACUGGUAUGGGACUGGUGUUCUGACCUUGUUUACCCAGUUUACCUGUAUGAUGUGAAUGUCAAACCAAUUAAAAACAUGAUCCCUGAUACCUAAUUGUUUUGUGAUUUAAGAUGAAAAGCCCGUAAGAGAACCAUCACAGAUCAUUUUAAUUUCCUCGGUUUUCUCUUAGACAUGAAUGAGAUUAAAUAGAGAACGAAUAGAAUGUUUGUUUUAAAUCUCGGAUAUUUCUGCUUGGAAAAGACUUACAAAUCUCACAAAUGUCUCUAGAAGAGAUCUUGGCAAUGUGUCAGACUGAGCUCAGAUUUGUCGAGUCUGCAAUCAAUAUUCAAUAUUAUUGAAGAUCUCAAUAUGAACUCAAACAUUUCUCUCAUCAAAUGUACUCAAAUCCAGAUUAUUUUACCUCUGUAAUCUACAUUUAUUUUACACGCCCACAAUCUUCAUGGAUUUUAACCAUUACAGCCUCAUUUGUUUCUUUUUUUUUAUUUUAACCAAGCAAUUUUAGGAUAAACAUCUGAUGCAAAGUGGAUACUUACUUGAAACACAACAGUGACAUUUCUAAGCUAUAAAAAGCAACAUCUGGAAUAUUUUCCAUAUUAUGAUCUGUCUCAAUAUACAACAUUGGGUGAUCAGAAGAUGGGUUGCAUUCGUAUGUACAAAAAGCUACGUGUCCAUGUGUGCACAUUCCAGAAGUAAUAAUAAAACUUACAUUUAUACACAAACUUUCAUCCGUCUGUCAUUUCUUUUCAGACCCGUUUAGUGACUUUUUUGUUUUGUUUUCCAGUACAAAUAUCGAAACUUUCCUAAAAC